Messenger RNA from Symbiodinium sp. CCMP2456, 366 nucleotides. NCBI's taxonomy places the organism in Eukaryota, Dinophyceae, Suessiales, Symbiodiniaceae. The record is from the annotation of a GenBank genome assembly.
AUGGCCGAUGAUGGCAGCCGCUAUGGGGAGAACGAGAUCAUCGGCGGUGAUGGCAUCGGUUUCUUUGUAGGCUUGGGCUUGGUUACGGCUAGCAGCUUCUUGGAAGAGUUCUUGAUUGCAGCGACCUCUGCACUUGCAAUGUGGCUCACCAUCAUGAUUCCCUGGUCGUCAAGCAGGGUCGUCGGCGCCCUUCGCGUGUCAGUGCCGGGACCAGGAAUCACGUCACAGCACGGCGCCUCGCAGAUUGCGGAUGGCGAGCCGUACAAGUGGCAGGAAGGCAUUGGCAUGGGCAUCGUGCGUGUCGCGGAGGGCUGCGAGCAUGGCUUGUCUGCUUGUGAGGUCGAAAGCGCCGACCCCAUCGACUGA